Molecule: messenger RNA, 4103 nt
Organism: Hylaeus anthracinus
Lineage: Eukaryota; Metazoa; Arthropoda; Insecta; Hymenoptera; Colletidae
Exons: 10
Coding region: 600-3176 (858 amino acids)
Source: RefSeq, a predicted model, not a curated record
ACGAUGGCUGGUCGCGACGCGUCGCGAGGAGGCUGCGGUUAGAAAGCCUUAAGGCGGGCCCACAGCGUCGCGAGCGUGCACGCACCGGUCGCGUAUCACCUGACCGUCCGCGGGACGGCACAACCUGUCCAGUAUGCACGGUGUCCGCGUACUAACAGUGUCGUACGUCUGACCGACUGGUACCAGCGCGGUACCAGUUGUCCCGCAGCUGCACGCGUUCGCGCGUGUUCGUUAUCGUUGCCCGUGCUGGCCCGGCGAUUCCGUUCCCGUUCGCGUUGUCCGCGAAUCGACGCAGGCGCCGUUCUAGGGAUUCCUUGGAUUCCUCGAGGAUACGCGUACCCGGGGACCCUGGGACCUCUGGAUUCCUGAAUUGCGGUCCGUGAAAAGGUCAACGACGAACAACGCCUGAUCGAGAGCCGGUGGGCACGGCGGAGCCGAGAGAGGAGGCAUACCGGUUGCGGCAGGUCACGUGGAACGGGUCUUAAGAUGGCCUACAUUAUCCGGUGUUAUCGGUGAGAGAAGGGUCGCAUCGAGGAAGAAACGACGAGGGCAGUGCCGCGUGGCGGGCGUGGAGCGAUAAUAGCGGGAUAAGAAGAAAAAUGGGCCAAGCGUGGUGCAAGGAGAAGACCACCAAGGCUCAGGACUCCAAGUCGCCCUUGGAUCGGGUCUUCGUCCGUUGCGCGCACCGGAUCUAUCCAAGCCUAAAGGAAGAGGGCUCGGUUCUUGGGGGUGCGACGCAGAGAGUAACGAGCUCGGAGAUAGGAUACGCCGGUUCACCGCCAAGGGAGGUGCUCACGCGAGGGAGGAGCAUAGAUUCGGUGGACAGACCUUUUCAACCCAGCGACUGGGUCGACGUGAACCUCGAGGUGCCGAGCUCGCCGAGGCCCAGCUCCGUCCUCACGAAUUUAACCGUCGACACGAGCCUCUAUCCCGCCGCCACUCCCGCGUCCAGCUCAGAUUCGAACUUGAAGGAUUCGACGCCAGUGCCGCCACCUCGACGACGCAAACGGAAUAAGGGCAGGCCCUUGCCGCCGAAACCGGACGAGAUCGCCGGGAACUCGACGAGCAAUUCGAGGCACACAGAAGGGGCCGACGAACCGUUGUAUUCGUCGGUGCAGUCGCCGAAAAGCAGCGGCGACGAGCAGGACGUGGAGGAGGAGAUCGAAUCGGAGAAACGGUGCCUCCAAGACACCGGAAGAAAGACGAAGGAGAUUUAUGAACACAAGGUAAACGGCACUGGAAGGAUAAUAACCAGCGACAUGGUGUCGGGCAAGAGACCCGGCAGGACCAUAGACGCUAGUUACCAUCAGCUGAAGCCUCAGGAUAGCGAGGAGUACGAGCGAUUCGCGAGGAACAGAACCAGCAAGGACUCGUCGACUCCCAAUCGCGAGGACAAAAGGGGAUCGAGGAAGCCUGAGAAUCGGGUCAUGGAUUCCUUGAAGGUUCCAGGUCUGUCGACCGGCGCUAGGACUAAGAACUACAGCACCGUCAGUCUGCCAAAUUACGACGAGUUGGACACGACCAGGCAUCAGGAGGACGGGACGAGGGGCUAUCAGGCCGAGGAGGAGAAAACAAAGCCCAGGAGACCCGUCAGGAGCAGCACUGGAUCGCUCCCGGCUGCGUCCUUCCUAGAGCCAUUUUCCGAGAAAACGAGCGUGCGACUGGAGGACUAUAUAUCGGGCCGCGCCAUUCCCGAUAACCUAUCGCCGUAUCAGGUCCUGGAGAAGCUGGAGUGCGGGGAGAACGGGGACGCGGGCGCCGGUUUCGUGAAGUACGACCCGAGUAAAUCGGAGGAUUGGGUGCUCGGCGGGAUCGGUGAUUGCGAAUUGAAUCACCAGCGCGGGGUCUCGUUGGAGGACGCCUCGAGGACCGACGAAGGCGAGCAGCACCGCGAGGACGAGGACGUCGUCGACUCCUCCGGUUUGGAUAGCCGAAGAAGGCAGCAACGAGAUGCCGCGGACUCAUCGACGUACUUGCAGAAGCCCGAGGCUUUCGGAAAAACACCGUCUGCCGUGACCGGCGAGCCGGAACAUCCCGAAGUGGAUCCAAAUAGGUCGCAGUUGAAGCAGUUCGAUCCUCCAACGCUGGCGGACAGUUGCAGAAUUUCGGCCAAUCGCGACUGCCUCGGCACCAAAGAGCCGUUUUUCCUGGACGAGGCGAAACAUCGUUCCGCUUUAGAUACGAUAGGGAAUCCCCACUUUCCCGAGGAGGACGAUCGACGCUCGAGAAGGAUCUUCGGUCGAAGCCUGUCGAACGAGAGCGAACCGGACGAGGACGCCUGCGAGUCGAAGGAGCUGACCAGCCGCCCAGUGAGCCUCGUCAGGACCAUAUCGGAGGAGUCGUUGCCGCGCGAGAUGCUCGAGCAGCAGGAGCUGGAGGAGCUCUUCGACGAGAAGCUGGCCAAGGAUGUGCACAACAAGCUGAAGAAGAGUUUGGACGAUCAGAAAACGAAGACGCCACCGCCGAGUCCCGAACCGAGGAUGAAGACAGAUUUUUCGGACGGCGAUCACUCGACGUUGCUGAAGGUCCUUAAAGAGGAAACUGCCGAGGAGAGUAAUCUCAGCUCGAUGACACCCAGCCUCACCGAGCUGGAGGCUGCGCUGUCGGACAUGCUCGAGAAGGAGGAGUCCCAGGAUGUCAAGGACGAAGCUAGGACCAACGGGAUCAGCGAGCUGGUCUCAAACAGUGGAAUCCUGACCGCUGAGAAGAAUCUAGCUUAUCCGAGGAAAAGUGAGAUUAAUCAGUCCGUCGAGGCUACAGGAAACCCUGUUGAUCUACCAGACGAGAGGAACCAAACCCCCGUGUCUCUGGGACAGAUCCUGGAGGACAGGAAGCCGAUUGCCACCAGGAAGGUAUCGUUCUGCGCUUGGGAGGAGACCGUGGACGAGAUCGAGACCAGGGCCAAUCGGGAAUUCAUCGAGGAUUUAGAUAAGACCGUCGUUUCUCGGCUGAACGACGAUAGUGGCUGGGCUUCGACGGGCCAGCACGUCGACAUUCCGCCAGAGAAGCCGACCAGGUUGAACAGGACAACGGAGGAUCCGGUGGCGGGCACUGGGAUCGUUCCCACGCCGCCGCGAAGGAGGAACAAGAGUCUGGGCGCUGCUAAGAGGGUGAUCGAGGCUGCGCAAAAUGGAUCCGUGAUCGCAGACCCCUACGCGAAUGACAGACUCAUCUGAACCAUCCUGGUUGGACUUUUUCAGCGAGUACUUGAACGAGGAAUUGGGUGGAGAGGCUACGACGGAACGAAGGAUGGUCUCCUGGACAUGUGCACGAGGGUUUCGUUAGUAGAGGGUGUUGUUAGUAGAGGGUGUUGUUAGAUAGGAUAGGCGUGAGCUGGAGGAUGUUGGAACCUUGUCAAUAGUCGAUAUCUGGGGACUUUGACAGUGGUAGAUGCCUAAGGACUUUUUUAACAGUGUAUACGCCUAAGAAUUCUGUCAAGGGAGGAUACUUGAGGAUUUUUUCAGCAAUGGAUGCCUUCAAGACUCUGUCAAUAGUGGAUGAUCAAGGACUCCAUCAACAGUGGAUGCUUAAGAACUUUGUCAACAGUGCAUAUGCCUAAAAAUUCUAUCCAUAGAGGAUACAUGAGGAUUUUGUCGUCAUUUGAUGCCUAAGGACCCUAUCAACAGUGGAUGCUUUGUCAACACAAAUACCCAAUACGUUGCAUAACUAGAAAUUUUAUGACCCAUCCUGGCUAUGCUCACAUUUUUCAUAUUCCGCCCCGUCAUAAAUGCAUAAGAGUCGCUAGUCAUUACCGCGAUACGAGAGCAAGAAAAUGUUCAAGAAAAUUUCCAAGAGAAUUUUCAAGAGAAUCUACGAGCGACUCGAGCCAGGUCACGCGGAGGUCAAGCAACCGGUUCGACCAUUUCCUGCUUGGGACGUGGUCGCAAAUUCGUUCACGCAAGCACUCGAAAGUACGCGGAAAUGGCGCGGCGAGAAUUUCUCCGUCUCGGAGGAGAAGCUUUCUUCAGGGCUGAAACUUCUCUUAACGAACUUGCCCGUUCUCGAAGAAAGGACGCGCGUCGCGGCCUUCGUGAAUCGCGAAACCUCGUUUGGGGAAAGUUUUCGAUUCGAUCGAUCGCAUCGCGGAUGCUCAAGAAUCUUCC